Molecule: messenger RNA, 12016 nt
Organism: Porites evermanni
Lineage: Eukaryota; Metazoa; Cnidaria; Anthozoa; Scleractinia; Poritidae
Source: the annotation of a GenBank genome assembly
CACAGAAUGUUCAGUCACAGUGGAAAGGUUUAUGGAAAUGUCUUUCCACUACGCGAGGGAACAGAUGGUCCCAGAAAAUCAGCUGAUUAUUCAUAGCUUAUUGUUUCUACACCGGGUUUUAAAGCAGUUCCGUAAAUUUUAGAUAGCAUCCUUUUAAAAUUCUUCGCAAAAUCCGUCUCUCCAUUCGCCGCCUCGCCAUGCGGUUAACUGUCCAUUUCAGGUUGAGAUUUCUUCUCGCUAGUUGUAUAUUUUUGUUUUUUUACUUUGUUUUGUUUUGUCACUUGACCGCGGCUUCCUCUCCUGGUUUUUGCGACAAAGAUGGAUGUGCUGGCGUCGUAGAAAAAGGUAUGUUUAAGCUACGUAAUCAAUUUCAUGGCUCUCAACCAUUGUCGAUUGUAAAACAUGAGAUGAGGCCAGCAGAGACGCUGAUCCCCAGAACUGCAGAGUUACUUGCGUACUCCCUAUAAAGCUUUAUGAAGUUCUGACUUUCGAUUGUAGACAAAAUAAGUAAUACGACACUCAAUUGAAACCUUUUGAAAGGAGUCACAAUUGGCAACUGUUAGACUUGUUUUUUCUCAACAGCUUUUUAAGUUAGCGACCUUUGGUUGAUAUUGACGUUUGGCGGUCUUAAUAGGAUGAAUCAGAAUGGGGCUGAUAAGAAGCUGGGGUAUUGAGUUAUUCUGCUCCCAUUGUCGAUUCUCAAGAAAGUACACGUCAGCGAUGGUCUCUUGAGCUGAUUAAUUCUUCAUAUUAUUCAAGGCUUAGAUAAGAAUAUAAAAAAAGAGAAUCAAAAUCACCCUCACUAUAAAAAUCGCUAUUAGCUUUCAUUAACUAAUUCCCAGACAAAUAUAUUGUUAUUUUAGGGGCCUUAAGAUUCACCGAGUCUGCCUACAGCUACGGUUAGGAAAACGUGUUUGCCAAGUAGCUAUAUAAAAGGCGACCACGAUUUCCUAGAUAUCAUAAUAAUUAUGAUAUCUAGGAAAUCGUGGUCGCCUUUGGCAAACAUUUUUUAUCAAAGGUAUUGCAUUAUCCAAUGAUUCAGUUUUUGAUAAAGGGAAUUAUCACAUGUUCAAUGGCUAUGCAGAUAUGUUCCUCAGAGGAUUUUGACUUAGAACAAGGUAUCAGGUGAAACUGAUCAGUGGCAUGAUAGUCAUACAUGUAGUCUGUCAUGUUGUAAGGAUCUUUAGUACUUCACACCUAGCUCUCAAACCAAGGAGGGCUUGUCAUGAGUCUGUGUACAUGUACAAUGGGAUAAACAAUGUGAGACUCACCCAGCCAGAAAGUAGAGUACAUUGAGUUUUGCAAAUUCUCAAGUUUGAUGGUAAUUGGACCAAUAUUGAACAAGAUACAGCUAUUUAAAAACUUGAAAAUUUACUAAGAAAUGUAUGGAUUGGUGGACUCACUGCCUGCAUGUCUAGAAAUUUCUGAGUUAAUUUUGAAGUUUUUGAAAGACAGUAUCUCCUUCAAUAUAGGCCAGAUCACGCCAAACUUGAGGAUUUUGCAAAUCUUAGUGUCCUCUUUCUGACUUUGUGGAUCGUUUGUUGUUUACCCGAUAAUAAACGGACUCAUACCCAGCCCCCCUCGGCUUGAAAAAUAACAAUUUAGGCAAAAAUGUUGUUAAUUACUAGGAAUUUUUCUUUUUCUUUUACCAUAGGUCACCUGAAACCUUUUGGUCAACAUAGGGAAGCUGAAGGUGACAUUACCAGCCUGAAGUAUGCUCCAAGUGGCACUGACUUCUAUCAUAACUUUAUACACAAAAGACAGCCUGUCAUCAUAAGAGGCGGUGCAAAUCACUGGCCUGCUGUUCAACUAUGGCAGAAUGAAUCUUACCUCACCUCACACUUUGGUUCUAGCAUUUUUACUGUAGAAUAUCGAAAGAAGUUCAAGAAUGAAUUUCCUGUCAGAAAACCUUUAACUCUUAAUGAAUUUCUUAAAAUUUACAAAUCUGAAGAAGUUUACCUGGAUUCAGCUUUUCCACCUAAUGCAUCCAUGUUAAAUGAUGUUCUCUUACCAUCACUUUUAAACUGCCAUGAAAUAUCAUCAACAAUCGACAGUGUUAAUUUAUUAUUUAACAGUGGAAGCGCAAACUCUGCAUUUCAUCAUGAUGGCUAUGAGAACAUUCUUACGCUCAUCUCUGGAACAAAGAAGAUCUAUUUGGUCAACAGUUCGUACAGCAAGGAUCUUAGAGCUGAUCAGUAUGCAAUCACUCCAGGAGUGCUUCCUAUUGAUCCUGAGAAGUUAGAUCUUGGAGCAUUUCCAAAAUUAGCAGAUAUACCAUAUUAUGAAGUAACAUUGAAUAAAGGUGAGUUUCAGUGAUUUCCUAUUCUGUCUGAUGAGAUUUUUGUUGUUACUUAGAGCAGAGCUUACUUUUCCAGCCUUUGUUUUAGAGCUAAGACCAGAUUUUCUCAGGCAUAACUCUUGAGAUAAUUGCCAGCCUAAACUGGCCACCACCUCUGUGCAAAGAUUUGAGUACGUGCCAUGAUAGGAUUGUUAAAAAGCCCUUGUUGAUUUGCCAAUUAGGUUGAACGGAAAUUCAAAAUGUACUUCCAGGGCCUAGAACAAGGAUAUUGGUGCUGCUUCGCAGAUGUUACUAACUGGGGUUAAAUUACCUCUGCGAUGCAGACUUGACAAUGUUAACCUAUCCUGAUACCACAACCAGAGGGUCAAGGUAGGGAGGGCAGUACUACAAAAGAGACAGAGCCAGCUUUUAGUUCUCUGCCAUAUACCUACACUGUAUCCACACAAUUCAUCCACUUAUCUUCCAUCCACCCAUUUAAACACUCCUUUAUCUAUUUCCUGUUUUCAACCCAAGGAGGACUGGGUAUAAGUCCAUAUAUUGUGGGAUUAUUAACAUAAAAUCUACAUAGCCAGAAAGAGGACACCGAGCCUUACAACAUCCCCAAGUUUGGUGUUAAUUAUAUGGGCAAAUACUGAAGAAGAUGCAGGCACUCAAAAGCGUGAAAAUUUACUAAGAAAUGUAAGGAUUACAGGACAGGUUUUCUGGACGUCCAUAUAAUUCUUUGCAGAUUUUGGAGAUUUUGAAUGGCUGUAGCUUGUUUAUCAUGAUAAUAAAAUUAUAAUAAUAAUAAUCAUCAUCAUUGGCCUGAUUAACACCAAACUUGAGGAUUUUGUAAAGCUUAGUGAGUUUUUCCUAACAAUUUAGGUGUUGUGUUGAUAUUGCAUAAUAUAAUGACUUGCACUCACUCCCUCUCGGUUAAAACUAGGUAGAACCCCUUUACGUACAUUUAGCAAAUCGCCAUAAAAUGUUAAAAACGUUUGCAAAGUGUAGACUGUGGAAAAUUGUGGUCAAUUUGUUUUUUAUAGUAGCAUUUAUUUUUACGAAACUCCAAAAACAAAGCAACUGGCACUGUGCGACAUGCUACAUCAUUUCCAGGGUCUAUAUGCUCAUAGACCAUAGCUCUCGACCAAUCAGCGCAUGAGGAUUCGCUCAGUUAUUGAAAAAAGCCCAUCCAACCUUUUUCCAGUCAGACACUUAGCCAUGCGCCACCACUUCUUUCAAUCCACAAACUAGACUACAGGUGAACCAGAGUGGCCAUAGUAGAGAGUUUGAAACAAGAGUGGAUGUAUGGACUGUCUGCCCCCAAAGAAUGGCCACUGUGGAGAGGUGGCCAAUAGUGGAAAUUCAACUUUAUUUAUUCACCUUUAAUAAUAUUAUUCAGUCUAGUCAUAAGCAAUUACUGUGUUAUUUAUUUUUAUUUACAGGUGAUAUGUUGUAUAUACCUCAGUACUGGUGGCAUGUUGUUCGCUCAUAUGACUCUCCCAAUAUUGCUGUCAACAUGUGGUUUGGACUGUUCAACUAUGAGGAUAAAUUUCAAGAGGCAGGGAUUUCUGAAGAUACUGAUGUUGUUAAGGUAGUGGUACUCUCUUCAACUACAUUUAGCUAGGCAUGUUCCUUCCAUGAAAUCAGUUUAUAUCACCACUCACACUCUUAAGUCUUCAGAGACUAUUGGUAAUUUAUAAUCAAGCCUUCAGUGGCACGACCAAUAACAUUACAAUCCAGUUGACUACUCAGUUUAACAACUAGGUUGCUAAUACCAUGAACUCUAGGCAAUUUGAAUUCAGUAUCUUGGUUGCUCAUUUGUCUUAAGUUCAGAGUAAUAGGGAGCUUAAACAAAGACAUUUUUGUGUGACGCACAUCAGCCAGAAGUGUGACCUUAUCCCUUUUAAUAUUCCUUAAUGCUACCAAAUUUGUAUUGCUAAGUUUCUUUACUCUUAGAGAGACAAUUUGCUAGAAAAUGUGGGCAAACCCACCACCCAAGAAUGCAAAAAGUCCUCUCCCAGUUGAUGUGUGUUGUUCGAAAACGUCUUUGCUUAAGCUCCCUAAUACUUCUCAACCUACAUAAUAUGAUGUCUUUCAGUUGUAAUUUUCAUAAUAGGAAGUUAUAUUACAAGUAUGUUUUAUUUAACCUAAUGUUACAAAGAUGUCCUUGUCCUAGCAUUUACUAAUUUUAGUAUUAAACUUAUACUUAAGUGAAACAAUUACGCAGCAAUUAUCAUUCCAUAUCAGGUAACAGAGCUGUUUGACAAACUUGUCAAGGAUGAACCAGAUAAGAUUCAGUGUCAAGAAGAAAAGCAUGCUUUGAAUGCUGUCCUAAAAAUCAAUGUAAGUGAUCCAAGCAGUGGACCCCUGAGGAUACCUAAGCAAAACAAGAGACCAGAAGAUAUUACCCUUGCUAGUGGUUAUAAGAGUAAGUACAACACUGUGUUAGCUAGCAGUUCCUCAGGUGGCCUGGGCCACUUUAAUAUUUUGGCUUUUGAGUGAUCAAACUCCAGAAUCCCUUAAUUACUGAAAAACUGACCUGUAUUAAGCGGUCAUCUUUUCCAAAGUCCCAACAAGUUAUUUAUUGUCUCCAGCUCUAUUUAACGGUCACAUUGACAAGGUGUACCAUCCUAGUGCAACAGAUCCACUAUGCUUGACAUUUAAUGGUCUUUUCCUUUCUUUUAUUUGGUACAAAAGGAGGUAGAAACAGUUUGAGGUCAUUUUGUCAUGGGAUAGAUAUUUUGCUCUUUCAGCAUCUUCAUUUUCUGGCAUGACUCUCAGGUUUGUCAAACCUGUAUUUGGUGGUCAGUAAGCCAUUCUCCAUGGGUGAGCGCUUGAUACAGGUUUGACUGUGUUGUGCUUUUUUCAUAGCAGCUAGAUCUACAUGCAGGGGUUGCUUAAAAUUUAACAGGGGUGGAGGUGGGAAGGGGGGGGGGGGUCUUAUUUGAAGCUGGCUGCUAAUUCAACCAUUUACAGUACUUUGUUUUUUGUCUUUCUUCAUCCCUCAUUAGUGCCUGUGAUGGGUCUUGGAACAGCUGCCCUUAUGGAGAACACAACCUUUGCUGUUAAAACAGCACUUGAAAUUGGAUACAGGUUAAUAAAUACUUACAUGUUAUCCUUAUAACAACUCCUGAAAGGUUUUGGUGACACCCCAAAAUAACAAAUUCUUGCUUUUUUGCAUCAGUAGUUUGUACAUGUAGUAUGUGGUAUGUGUGACUGACAUUUAAACUAAAUGAAAUGACCUCAAUGUCAAAGUGAAGAUGACUUCCUCACACAGUUUUCUGUCACAUAACUUCAAGAGAACUACGUUAACCAAACAGAUCUUACUUUAUUUUGCACAGUUGUGUACAGCUUAUAUGGCAAACAAAGAAAUAUUAUGGAGAGGAAAAAUGCCAAAGUGACAAACUCUUCUUGUUUUGUAUAGGAGAAAUUUAAAGAUGGUCAGUCUGCUUUGUGGAUACAAUAUGCUGUUCAUUAGUUGAGCAAAUUAAUCUGUACAGAAACUGCAGAGAAUAAUGGUUUAGUGCUCAGUAGGAAGUUCUGUCAGGUUGUAAUAUGAUACGUUCUUUACAGGAAUACCAAUUUAACAGCCUUACUCAUUUGUCAUAUAGGUUGAUUGAUACAGCACAGGGAUACCCUGAUUCAGAACCACAAGUCGCUGAGGCCAUUCAACAGAGUGGAAUACCAAGAUCAGAGAUAUUCAUUAUGACUAAACUCCAUCCAAGAUUUCUAGGAUAUGAUACGACAUUAGAGGCUGUUGAAAUGUCCUUGAAGAGUCUCAAGACGGAUUAUAUUGAUAUGUUUCUAAUACACAGCCAGGCUUGUGAUAGCUUCUUUUUGACUUGUGAAGAAGGUAUUACGGUUUAGUCCCCAUUUGUAGGAAAAAAACCUGUACCAUAUAGAAGGUUCACCCUCGCAGCUAAGUCAUCAUUAGCAAAAAACUGGCCUCUUUGCCCACGCCGACAGUGCAUGCUCUGAUUGUCUCGCCUUUUUUUUUUCAUGGCGGGUGACCCGGCUGGGCGUGUUACCCCUCUAGCUAAGCCAACUUUUUGUUUCCCGUGUACACAGUUUGCCACAUGUUGUAAAAAAAUGUGUGAAUAGUUGGCUCGCCAAGGUUGGCUCAGGUAGGUAGGUGACCCUUUGGCCUAAGGUCUUUUCGCCUACAAGUCGUUUCGCCAGCGUACUGUUCACUCCCUUUUGAAGUCGUUUCGCGUACGUGUUGGGUCAGUUCCCUAACCGCUUUUGCCUGAUCAGUGGCUAAAAGAACGAGGUAUAUACAUGUGUAUCGCAUUUUUUUGUGUCAUGGCUUAGAGGAACGAGGCAUAUACAUGCGCAGCGCUGGUUACCCUUCUUAGUGGAACGACGCAAGACGUUAGGGAACGCGACGUUAGCGAAACGACCGGUCAUCGAACCUUCUACAUUAUACCUGGGACAGCUUUUCCCCAUGAAAACGGGUCCUUGGAUACAUCACUGAUUUUUUUUUGAGUUGCAAGAGCCGGUUCCGGGCUGUGUCAAAAAUAUACAUUUUGUUAUUCACUGUAAACUUACAUUAAUUUGCUUCCUUUUAUUUUGCUAUCUUUACACCCUACUACGUUGCUCGUUUACCGAAUAUUGAGAACAAAACUUUCUUUUUUCUUCCGUUGUAUCAGGGGAACCAAAAGGAACAUGGCAGGAUAGCUGGAAAGCCAUGGAAGAGAUGCAGAAGAAAGGGAAACUGCGCAGCCUCGGUGUCAGUAAUUUUGACGUUGAAAGCCUGGAAGAACUGGUUCAACUGGCCACGGUUCCAGUGUCAGCAGUUCAAAACUGGUUUGACCCGUUUCAUCAAGAUAGAGUUGUUCGAAAGUUCUGCGAGAAGCAUGGUAUUCGGUACAUUGGCUAUUCUACCCUUGGUAAGUUUUUGGAAGAGAUUUAAAAAGCUAAAAAUACAGCGAAGCCUUGUCCGGUUAUCAACUUUUCUUAAUUCAAAACUGUAAGAGCCAAGGAUCUAUGGGGAAUUUAUAAGUCUUUAAGUUAAGCAUUGGACGUUAAACGUCCACUGAUGGGGUUGGAUUACGCAAUAAGCACGUUAGCGUAGGAGGCUAAGGUGUGUGGUGAGCAAAAUUCAAAUUUCAUGAACUGUCUUACAGAGUUGGCAAUGAUAUAACUGCCAACAUUGCCAAAAGAAGCCAAUUAUUAAAGAUGUAUGUCACGUUUGCGUUUGUUUGAAGUUUUUACUGAAGCCGGUCACUUAAGCUCUUAUCAAGUCAGCUACUGCUUAGUCUGCGUUCUAAUUGUUUGGCUGCGCUGGUAACUUUGGAACAAGUCCAGGUUAAAAGUGGGACAGUAGAGUACGUUUAUUAGAAUAAUUUACUACUACGCCUUAUAGUUCAGUCUUAGUUAUUUGCAAGCUUCAUGCAAUGAUCAACUUUUCUUUUUUUUGAAGGAACCCAGUGGGUUUACUUUCACGGCUUGCAAAAGAAUCCCGUGCUAACUUCCUCUCUGAUUUUGGAGAUGGCUAGCCAUUACGAAUUUGUCGCCUCUCAAGUUGUUUUGCGAUGGGCUAUCCACGCCAACGUAACAGUGAUACCAAGGUCGAAGAGUCCUCGCAAUCUGUACUUGAAUUUUCGAUCUUUGGACUUCUCUCUCACUGACGAUGAAAUUGGUUAUUUUGAAAACAUCACAGAUUAUGAAUUUCACCCCUUGGAGACUAAGAUGUCUAAAGGAAUGGGUAGGUAAUUUUUAUACGAUACAGUGAUUGUCACUCUAAACACAGGAAACUAUGGUACUGUCUUCACUAUUAAAGGUGGUUUGUUUUUGGUUUUUUUUAUGUUACGAGCGAAAAAAACAGAGGAAAAAUCUAAGUUCUCUGCAAAAUUCUAGUUCGUAGCCUCCCAGAAGAACCAUUGGACACACGUCAAGAAUUCUCCUAGGAAUGUAGUGUUCAAGGCAAUUUCUAAAGCUAUGUUCACGUUAUACUGAAUAGUUUUUUUCGUCGGCACGAAAACCUUACCAGAUACGGCUUCUCUUCACUAAUAAGAACGGUGAUUUUGGCGCGAUUUCUGUAACGGAGCGAAACUGCGCCGCGCUGAUCUCUUAUUUGGAGAGUCACAUGUCACAUAGGAGUUCAUACUACAUGUAUACCGGAUAGCUGGAGUUGCCUCUGGCUUCGUUGUCAAAAUGAGGCUUACAGCAAAGUCUUUGAUGUUGUCGUGCAAAUCAAACUUAUUUUUACCAGAAAGGACGUGCUCUUGCUCUCAUUUCGAAGUGAGAGUUUUUGGAACUCGGAAUGCCCUGUUGAGAGGGUCUACAAUGUGAUUCUUUAAUCCCGUAAUCCCGACCCAAAAUUUUGUGUAAUUUCGUAAUCCCGAGGUUUUUUAUAUUGGCAUCCCACCUCCCGCGAUACCUUCAAUUCUGAACCACGCCCCGAUUUUGCCUCAAAAUCCCGAAUCCCGAGCGUCAAAUAAGAGAAAUCCCGGAUCCCUACAAACCUAUUGGCUACCCUCCUGUUACCUCUGUUUGUUUGGGCCAGUGAUUCAACCAUUGCUGAGUGUGUUACCUUGUUUAAUGUGUAUUUAUUAUUUGUUCAGGUUGUUCAGAUAAACAUGCGAACUGUCAGCAGUGGGCGGAAUCUGGAGAAUGCACAGUAAACCCAGACUGGAUGCUGAUUAACUGCCAACAAAGUUGCGGACUGUGUUGUGAGUUUUUAAACUUUCAUGACAUUUCCUCAGUAGAACGUCUUGUUAUUCAAGCCCUCUCGAUAGCAGACUGCUUAAAAUUUAGAUCAAUUUAGGUUUCCAGGAAGCUGCCUUCUCACUCCUCCCCUAAUCCAGCAUUUUACCCUAAGCGAGAAGUAAGUGUUAAUGUUGGCUUAGGGAAGGGGUAGGUAGAAAAUUUCGUAGAAACUUAAAUUGAUUCUAAAAUUUCUCAAGCCGUAAGUAAUUUUUCUCAGGUUAUUUUUUUCUUUUUUUCACUUUACUUUACAGAUGACCAAGACCUAACAGAUUCCGGAGUAGAUGAACCCCUUGUUUUCGUUGGAUCGGAAGAUCAUUACAUGUACGCUCUUCACAAUGCAGAAGGAACAGUUGUCUGGAAGUAUAGAACUCUUGGGAAAAUUAUGUCCACUGCUGCCUUCAGUCACGACGGCGAAAUCUUGUAUUUUGGUUCGAACGACGGCAAUGUGUAUGCCCUUUAUACGGCCGAUGGUUCGUCAGUAUGGACGCAUAAGACCGAUGGAGCCGUCGUGGCAUGCCCAAGUGUCAGUGUGAACGGGAUAGUUUAUAUCGGGUCACACGAUCAGAACGUAUACGCACUGGAAGAUAAAACCGGGUCUGUUGUAUGGACCUCAAAUCUUGGGUGUGCCAUUUGGGGUACAAUUGCUAUCGACAACGAAAGGGGACUUCUCUUCACUGGCUGUACGUCUGAAAAGUCAAACACUUCCGACGCCAUAGAUACUCCUCAUAUCUUUGCCCUGAAUGCCAGUUCGGGAGACGUCGUUUGGAAGUUUGAAACCGCCGGAAACGUGUACGGCUCACCAGCUCUCGUGCCGAGCGGACAUACCGUGUUCUUUGCCUCUUUAGACCAUAAUAUUUACGCUCUUGAUCGUGAAACUGGUAAGCUGGUGUGGUCUUAUGACACAGGGUCAGAAAUAGAAUCCUCUCCCGUCGUGAGCCGGGCAGAUGGCACGCUGUUUGUUGGAUUAAUCAAAGACCAGCUGAUUGCUGUAGAUACUGUAAGUGGUCCUUUAGAGGGAAAAAUCAAGUGGAAAGUUAACACUGGUGGAGAGGUGGUAUCGUCACCAGUCAUUACUGAGGAUGGGAGGGUAAGUUCAAAUUGUUUGAUGAAAAUAAUACGCCAUUUCCGAUUUCAAUGACCAAGUCAAAUGUGCUAAAGUGUGCAUAGCCGUUCAUGUGAAAAUGAGCUUUCUUUGCUGGAGAACAGAAGGGCGCUUUCCAUUUGUUAGAACUGACCGGCAAGGCCAUUCCUGUCGUGAUGAGAAAUUCACUUUCAAUCAAAGCUAUCCAGCCAGAUCAGUCAAAUCCUAAAUAACAUGCACGAAGGAAAUCGUUUUUCAUCAAAACUCUUGGAAAAAGCCUAUUUCAUUUUCCAAAUGACAGGUCCGGCCAUGGUCCAGCCGGCCAGUUCUGACUUUUGGAAAGCGCCUUAAGCUUAUGCUCUUGUUUUCAAAAGAGGCGAGGCUCAACACUAGAAUGGCAUAGUUAGUGGAGACGGAAGGCUAAAUUACAAUAAAUUAUUUGGUAGAAAUGGAAAACUAUUCAACGAAAAGGAUAUAUAAUCAAUCAAUAAUGAAGGUACGAAUCCCGCUUGCUGGUAGACAGAUAGUUUGGGGCCUCCUGAAUACUUUAAGAGGAGGGUUUUCUUUUCUUCACUUCCAAUCGUUCUUAGCUCGCAGCCAUUACAAAUCUCUUGUGCAGAAACGGCUAAGUUAUCAAUUCGGUUUUUAAAAAUAUUGACGACUUCAAAUCACAGGGGUAAGUAAAGCCUAUCCCUUUCUUUAUCUCAUCCAGCUUCAAGUGUGGACGGGCAGUAAGUUUUAAUCGUAAGUGUGACAACAGGGGCACCCUACGACGAUUUCCUCCUAAAUAUAUUGAAAACACUUUUUGGACUGUCUAGAGUACUUUUAGAUAUCUAGGAAUGCAUUCUAAGCGGCGCUAUGAAAUUUGUAACUGUUCGGUCAUCCUAGGGGAACUUGAGUCUUUUCGAAAUUACAAGGGCUUCAGUAUUAUCUUCCCGAAAAUUUUGGAUGCAGUUUAACGUUUUACGAAAGUGAGAAUUUUCCAAUUUCCUCUCUCCGUCACAUUUUUAAUCCGGAAAUUUUAGGUUUCCUUUUUCUGCGAAAAAUAGCCCAGCAUUGGGAGUGAGAUGUGAAAAAAUAAUGUUCGUUCAGAACAUUGUAAUAGAACGGGCAUCCAGAAAUUUUUAGCUGUCCUAAACCAAUAGAAAAUUCUAGGCCGCGUUUGCUUUUCCGAACAGAUAUUUUACAGAAAAUGGUCGUUGGGUGGCCCUGUGACAAUUUCAAAACCUACUGAACAUUACUUUACUUGGUUCUUUUUUCUAAAAAAAAAACAAGCAGUAUUUUACAAAUCAGUAGAAUUCCUCAUGACCCAUUUACUCAGACUUGAUACUGUUUCUGACUCUUCAGGUUUUCAUUGGUUCAGGCGAUGGACGCAUUUUGGCUGUCAAUCAAACCGACGGUUCCCAUAUAUGGUCACCAACAACUGGUGACUACGUCGUGGCUUCUGUAGCAGUGUCACGUGAUAACGUAGUGUAUGCGGCCAGCUCAGACAAGUUCCUGUACGCUUUGCACGGUAAUGAUGGCUCUGUAAUCUGGAAGUUUCAAACUGGUGCUGCUAUUGUGGCAUCUCCCUCUUUGUUUCCUGAACAUAUGAUGCCCGUUGGUUAGUCAGAGAAGUUCUUUUUUCCGCUUCAGCAAAACGUAACGUUUCACAUUCUAAAGAAAUAACAUAAUUUAUUUCCUUUUAUAUCGUAAGAGCAGUAUUUUAAUUACUGUGGUGCGUUUAAAAGCUUUGCAUAUAAAUGAAGUAAAUAAUGUACAUAAAAUAACCUAUAAUUUAUAUGCAGAUGUCCGUUUAUUGUUCAAAUGGGCUUAAAAGACAAUAUAAAAGAAAGGAGUAAGCUUGAAAUGAUAAAAUACGUACAUGUAAUAAAAGAUGAUAAUUUAUCCACAAUCUAUUGUAAAGUAAACAAUAUAAAUUGAGUAAUUAAAAUGGAAAUGAG